Molecule: messenger RNA, 959 nt
Organism: Syzygium oleosum
Lineage: Eukaryota; Viridiplantae; Streptophyta; Magnoliopsida; Myrtales; Myrtaceae
Product: glyoxylase I 4-like
Exons: 3
Coding region: 126-629 (167 amino acids)
Source: RefSeq, a predicted model, not a curated record
CGCUCCACUCUUCUUCUUCUUCUUCUUCUCCUUGGCGAUCUUGCUCGGUCUCUUUCAGUUCCUGAAAACUAGUCUCGUCAUCGGGCCUGAAAUCUCUCGACCCUUUGGGUACUUUUCUUGCAAAGAUGAAGAACAACCCGCUGCAGCUUAAGUCCCUGAACCACAUUUCCUUCGUCUGCAAAUCCGCCGAGGAGUCCAUCAACUUCUACCAGAACGUUCUCGGCUUCGUCCCCAUCCGUAGGCCCGGUUCUUUCGAUUUUGAUGGCGCAUGGCUCUUUGGUUUUGGGAUCGGAAUCCAUCUGCUGCAGUCGGAGGACCCCGAGAAUAUGCCGAAGAAGACUGAGAUCGACCCUAACCACACCCACAUCUCUUUCCAGUCCGAGAGCAUGGAGGCGGUGGAGAAGAAGCUGAAGGAGAUGGAGAUCGACUACGUGCGGGACAGAGUAGAGGAAGGGGGGAUGCAGGUGGAACAGCUCUUCUUCCACGACCCGGACGGGUUCAUGAUCGAGAUUUGCAACUGCGACAUCCUCCCCGUCAUCCCGCUGGCCGGCGAGGUUGCCCGCGCAUGCUCCCGGGUCAACAGCCUCCAGAUGCCGCAGCCCCGGGUGAAGCAGGUGCUCCAGCAGUAGGAGCAUCCCGAUCAAGGUCCCCUCCCCCCAACAAAAAAAAAAAAAAAAAAAAAAAAAACAAAGGAACUUUCAGUGUAAAUCUCGUGGUAUUUGCAUGUUUCGAUUCGUCAGUUUGUAGUGAUUGGAUUACCGGACGUGAUCCGAGACAGGGAAAGCUGAAGGAAGAAAUUUGAAGAGUGUCUCUGUAUUGGUGAGGAAGAACGAGAGACGGGUCCUUUUGCUGCCUUUUGUUUUGUUCUGUUUCUUUUGUUUUUUGUUCAUGUUGGAUUGAAAAUAAGAGGGACAACGUUGGAGUUUCAAACUUCGACGGACAGCCAUUGUUCCUGGGCA